This is a messenger RNA of Branchiostoma floridae (Florida lancelet), 3314 nucleotides long. Its product is annotated as zinc finger protein 239-like. The coding region runs from base 451 to 1206 and encodes 251 amino acids. The record is from RefSeq and is a predicted model, not a curated record. Lineage: Eukaryota; Metazoa; Chordata; Leptocardii; Amphioxiformes; Branchiostomatidae. Gene Ontology annotation, molecular function: DNA-binding transcription factor activity; RNA polymerase II cis-regulatory region sequence-specific DNA binding. Gene Ontology annotation, biological process: regulation of transcription by RNA polymerase II. The transcript has 3 exons.
CAACUAUCCUCAAACAUUGUUAAGACCUUUGUCUGAUGUUGUCUUGUUUCCCCUCAUGCAAAUCAGCACAUGUAAAACCAUUGUACUUUCAUUAGUUUCGCUGCCAAGUACAACCUGCCGAACCGGUUUUACCCGCCAUCCAGUCACUAUAUACUAGCCACUCUGUUUGUAUCUACUCUGAAGCCGUGAGGAUCUGUGUCGACGCGAAGACAUCGCGUAGUAGUUUGGAGCAUCAGCGUAUCUCGCAUGCAUUCGGGUAAAACCCACCAAACCGGUUUUGCUCACCCAAUCAGCCACUAUAUAAACUCGUCCUGACCGCUCUGAUUCUCUCAGUACCGACUCUGAAGCCGCGAGGAUCUGUGUCACAUUGUAAAACAUACUGCAGUACUUUGAAGCAUUGAUCAGCGUAUCACGGUAUACCGUUCUUGCAGGAUCUGGAGUUGGACGAAUAUGGCGACUGCGAUUGAAUCUCAUCUGACACAAGUGGCGGUAGAGGAUGGACAGGAUUCUCCCCGUACCCACAAGUGCAGCCAUUGCGACAAGGAGUUUCGUUUCCAAAGUAAGCUCAACCUGCACCUGCGAACUCACACGGGUGAGAGACCAUACCAGUGUGGCGAAUGCGGGAAGCGGUUUACCCAACUGGCAAAUCUGAAGACACACAUGCGGACUCACACAGAGGAGAGGCCAUACUGUUGUGAGGAAUGCGGUCGACAGUUUGGUCACAUUGGCGCUUUAAGGACGCAUACUAGAACUCACACCGGUGAGAGGCUAUACUUAUGUGGUGAAUGUAACAGUCAUUUUAUUACGCUGUGCGAUCUAAAGGCACAUAUGCGGACUCACACUGGUGAAAAACCAUACAAGUGUAAACAUUGCAACAAAGGUUUCAGUCAGGCAAGUAGUCUGAAGAGACACGUGCGGACUCACACAGGGGAAAGGCCGUACAUGUGUGAGGAGUGCAGCAAGCAGUUUACUACGCUGUCAAGUUUACAGAGGCACAGGCGGACUCACACUGGAGAGAAACCAUACAUGUGUGAGGAGUGCGGCAAGCAGUUCAGGCAGCUGGGUACUCUAAAAGAUCACAAGAGGAUUCAUACAGGUGAGAAACCGUACAGGUGUGAGAAAUGCAACAAGGGUUUUCGUCAGUCAAGUAACUUGCGUGUCCACAUGCAAGCUCACACUGGUGAAUGUCUGUCAAUGCCUGUGUAAACAUGUGGCGCAAUAUGAGACAUAGGUGAUGAAAAGAAUAGGGUGCAAACUCUUUUUAACAGUGAUGUUACUGUGCAACUUUUUCUUACCUAUGUUACUGAACAUGAACAGAUUUUGAUUCAAUAAUAAAGUUAUUAAAGUGUGCACUUUAUGAGCCCCCACUGAAAGAGUAACGAUAGCUUUAUAGAGAAACUGUAAUUGGAUUUCGUCGUAGAAACCACCAUUGAAUCAUAUGAUCCGUACUUUAGUGAUUGUAAAUGUUCAUUAAACGUUAUGUAACAGUAGCAACAGUUACUGUGUUUAGUCCACUCAAGCUGCCAAAGGUCUAAUUUUCACUUUAUAUCUGACUGACUAAAUAUUAUACCUAAGCGCUUAGUAUCAGUUAUGGCAAAAAUUUUACUGUUUAUGCAUUAAUGUGUUGCUAAAUAUUAUUUGCCUAUACUAGUGUGCAGUAGGCUGCUAGAGGUUUUAAAAUUUCCGUCUCCCGGUUUCGUCAAUAAAUUAAAAAAAGACAUUGCCAACUCACACUGGUGAGAAACCGCAUAGGUGCGAGGAGUGUAGCAAGCAGUUCACCACGCUGUCAGAUCUAAAGAGGCACAUGCGGACCCACACUGGCGAGAAACCGUAUAAAUGCGAGGCAUGCAGCAAACAAUUCAGUGUUCUGGAUCAUCUGAAGAGACCGGACCCACAUCGGCGAAACACCCUGAUGUAUGUAAUCUGAAUACGCCGAACGGACUCACACCGGAGAGAAACCGUACAAGUGUGAGGAGUGCAGCAAGCAGUUUACACACUUGUUCACUUUGAAAAGACAUAUGCAGACUUAGCCUGGAAUCCAGCCGUAUUGUGCUUUGGUCGCUCCCCUGAGGUACGCUUCCUGCCAAUACGACUGGUGUUCGUUACCAUUCGAACGAUCGGCAUUUCAAUAUUCGCACACUUUAUGUGCGCGAUUUCUGAUUGGCUGUUAGCACCACCAAGAUGGAAAUCGAACACAAACAAUCAUGUUUACAGUUUGUAAUCGAACGGAACACUACUUCUAUCUUUCGACUCAUUAGUGACGUAAGGGCCGAUUGUUCCAAUCCUAACGAAGGCCAGACGUGUUCGCAAGGAAGCAGAGCGACCAAAGCACAACACGGCUGGAUUCCAGGCUAAUGCAGACUCACUCUGUUCAGAGAAAUGUGUAAAAUAUUUAGUUAACUGUGUCAUGAUCAUAUGACCCGUAGAGGAUUGGAAAUUACAAAACGACUGUAAACACUUGAUGCUGUAUAUAACUUUUUUUACCGUAUUGUACCAUAGUGGUCACUGUCGUCGCAUGCCUGUAGUAGGUUAGAACUAGAAUUGUUGCGUAAAAUAAACUGUGGGUUGCUUGAAGACAAAUAAUAGUUGGGUGGUAAGACAUCGUUCGCUUAAUGUAAAUGUGCCAUCGUGUAUAGAUUGUGAUAUGUCAUAGCACUUAGUUAAGUAUUUUUCUGUUUUAGUUACUGAAGCUUUUAUUGUCAUUUUAUAAUUCACUAGUCGAUGUUAAUACACCAGAUCCUUACCGUUUGGACUUAGCAAUAGAAACAUGUUAGUUAUGGAAGUUGCUAACUAUUCUUUUUGUUCAUAAUGUGCUGUAAGCUGUCAGAGUUUUCGUGCAUCUAAUUUUACUCAAUAAACUAAGACACGUAAUGUUUUGUUGUCUUUCUUGUUGAACAUUAUUUGUUGUUCUUGUUACUAGUAUCAUUAUUAGCUGUCUUUGUUUAGCUACACUCAAAAUGCAAACCAGCACCUGUAACAUUUGUUUCAUAAUGAAGUAAAACCUACCGAACCCGGGUUUUAUGCAGUCACUCCAGAUGAACGUUAUGCAUCGAUGAUCAUGACACCUGCUAUGGAGGCUAGUUUGUUUCACGUAAAGGCGUCUAGUCCGUCUUCUAUAGCAGUAGUCGAUUGGGCUCUAUCUGUAUGAGUUACUGGAGUUCUGAUUGUCACUUUAUAUACGUCGCUGUAGAUAUACAAGAAUCGGCAGCGUUUAUAAUCAGUUGAAGCUGCAUGAGGGCUGCUACUCGCUAUACGGCAUCAUUUGUUGUCAGUUGUAACAAAGAACACUAACAUUAUAGUGUUACUUUCUCUGU